Penicillium malachiteum is the source of this 447-nucleotide messenger RNA. Its product is annotated as mRNA splicing protein SMD1. Gene Ontology annotation, molecular function: RNA binding. Bases 1 to 447 code for a protein of 148 amino acids. The transcript is spliced from 3 exons. The record is from RefSeq and is a predicted model, not a curated record. NCBI's taxonomy places the organism in Eukaryota, Fungi, Ascomycota, Eurotiomycetes, Eurotiales, Aspergillaceae. Gene Ontology annotation, cellular component: commitment complex; catalytic step 2 spliceosome; spliceosomal tri-snRNP complex. Gene Ontology annotation, biological process: spliceosomal snRNP assembly; RNA processing.
AUGAAGCUCGUUCGGUUUUUGAUGAAAUGCGCCAAUGAGACUGUGACCAUUGAGCUCAAGAAUGUCGCCCACACAUACCCUCUACCACCAAACUUUAGAAAUCAAUCAAGUCUGACAAGAAAAAAUUACUAUCUAGGUACCAUCAUGCACGGCACAAUCACUGCCGUCUCUCCGCAGAUGAACACCUCCCUCCGCACUGUGAAGAUGACCCCCAAGGGUCGCGAUCCUAUCUCGCUUGAGACCAUCAACAUUCGUGGCUCCACAAUCCGUUAUUACAUCCUCCCUGAUAGCUUGCCGCUCGACACUCUCCUCGUUGAUGAUGCGCCCAAGCCAAAGAACAAGGCCCGAAAGGAAGCAGACCGAGGUCGUGGCCGUGGAGGUCCCCGCGGUGGUGGUGGCAGAGGCCGCGGUGGUGGUCGUGGCCGUGGCCGGGGACGUGGUUUCUAA